This is a messenger RNA of Didymosphaeria variabile, 1149 nucleotides long. RefSeq names its product UV excision repair protein rad23 (gene RAD23). NCBI's taxonomy places the organism in Eukaryota, Fungi, Ascomycota, Dothideomycetes, Pleosporales, Didymosphaeriaceae. The transcript is spliced from 6 exons. Gene Ontology annotation, biological process: nucleotide-excision repair; proteasome-mediated ubiquitin-dependent protein catabolic process. The record is from RefSeq and is a predicted model, not a curated record. Gene Ontology annotation, cellular component: cytosol; nucleoplasm. The coding region runs from base 1 to 1149 and encodes 382 amino acids. Gene Ontology annotation, molecular function: ubiquitin binding; proteasome binding; damaged DNA binding.
AUGAAGAUUACCUUCAAGGAUCUCAAACAGAACAAGUUCGCCAUCGAGGCCGAGCCAUCGGAAACGAUUGGCGAGCUCAAGGCCAAGAUCCAGGCGGACAAGAGCUGGGAAGUCGCCCAGCAGAAGCUGAUUUACUCCGGCAAGAUCCUCCAGGACGACAAGACUAUCGAAUCCUACAACAUCGAGGAGAAGGGCUUUAUUGUGUGCAUGGUGUCUAGGCCGAAGACGCAAGCCGCCUCCUCAAGUAAAGCUGCUCCCGCAACACCAGCGCCAGCGCCUGCUCAGACCCCUGCCGCUCCCGCUGCCCCAGCACCCGCACCUGCAGCUGCCCAGAAUGCCCCUGGCACACCCUCACCAGCCCCGGCCUCAGACAGGCGAUUCGAUGAUCCGUCGGCGUUGACCAUGGGCAGUGAGCGCGAUGCUGCUAUCGCCAAUAUGGAGAGCAUGGGCUUUGCGCGUGCCGACAUUGAUGCAGCUAUGCGUGCUGCUUUCUUCAACCCCGACCGAGCGGUUGAAUACCUCUUGACUGGCAUCCCCGAAAGCGCCGUCCAGGAGCAACAACAAGCUCAAGCGCGUGGUCCAACGUCUCCUCCUCCCGCCACCGGUGGCAACACUGCCGCUGCCGCGCCCUCAGCUCCGACCUCUGGCGGCGACGAACCCAUAAAUCUGUUCGAGGCAGCUGCCCAAGCCGGUCAGGGUCGAGGUGGCGCAGGUGGUGCUCGAUCAGGAAAUACCGGUGCCGCCGCUGGAGCCGGUGCUGGAGCUGCUCUCGGCAGCAAUAGCCUGGACUUCUUGCGUAACAACCCGCAAUUUCAGCAAUUGCGGCAGGUGGUACAACAACAGCCGCAGAUGCUCGAGCCUAUUCUACAACAAGUCGGCGCUGGCAACCCUCAGCUGGCCCAGUUGAUCACCAACCACCCAGAUCAGUUCCUGCAGCUGCUUGCAGAGGAUGCUGACGAGGAUGCGCCGCUACCACCAGGCGCUCAGGCCAUAAGUGUCACCGAGGAAGAGCGUGAGGCAAUUGAGCGUCUUUGCCGUCUAGGCUUCGAGCGCGACCUUGUCAUCCAGGCUUACUUUGCGUGCGACAAGAACGAGGAGCUAGCCGCAAACUUCCUCUUUGACCAGCCGGAUGACGGUGAUGAUCAGUGA